Molecule: messenger RNA, 476 nt
Organism: Sebastes umbrosus (honeycomb rockfish)
Lineage: Eukaryota; Metazoa; Chordata; Actinopteri; Perciformes; Sebastidae
Product: multidrug resistance-associated protein 4-like
Exons: 4
Coding region: 1-330 (109 amino acids)
Biological process (GO): transmembrane transport
Cellular component (GO): plasma membrane
Molecular function (GO): ATP binding; ATP hydrolysis activity; ATPase-coupled transmembrane transporter activity
Source: RefSeq, a predicted model, not a curated record
AUGCUAUAUUUAGAAUAUAAGGAAGGCUCUGGAGGAGGUCAGCAAUCUCUCACUCGGUGUUCCCUGCAGGUGCAGCUGAAGUCCGCGGUGGAGGAGCUGCCCGGGCAGUUGGAGACGGUUCUGGCCGAGUCGGGUUCCAACUUCAGCGUGGGCCAGAGGCAGCUGGUGUGUCUGGCCAGAGCCAUCCUGAGGAAGAACCACAUCCUGGUCAUCCACGAGGCCACGGCCAACGUGGACCCCAGGACAGAUGAGCUGAUCCCUCAUCGUCUCAACACCAUCAUAGACAGCGACAGGAUACCGAUGAGAGCAGAGUCUUCUGACCACGACUGAGGAUGACGGGGUUUCUUCAUCCACGUCUUCGUCGUCUUCUUCUUCUGCUGAAUGAAUGCAGACGGUGUACCCAGAAGGGUGGGAGGGGGUCAUGCAGGAGAAAUGCAGGGGUUUUUCAGGGAUUUUUCACUAAAUAAACACGAAAA